Prorocentrum cordatum is the source of this 1892-nucleotide messenger RNA. The record is from the annotation of a GenBank genome assembly. NCBI's taxonomy places the organism in Eukaryota, Dinophyceae, Prorocentrales, Prorocentraceae.
CUCAAGGCCGCCGAGCCCCCCCCCCCUCCGCCCCGCGGCUAGCGGUCCUGCCAUGGCGCGCCGCGCCGGCCCUCGGGGGCACCGCCGCGGUGCCGCCGCGGCCGUGGCGCUGGGCGCCAGCGCCUUGCUGCGGCGGGCGUUCGUUGGGGCACCCGCGCAGGCACCCCUGCGCGCGGCCCCCUGCGCGGCUGGCCGGUGCCCGACCGCCGCCGCCGCGCAGGCGACCGAGGCGCUGGCGGCGCCGGCGCUGGACUUCCAGGCACUGGGCCUGAGCCUCGAGAGGGACAUGAUCAGACCCGAGGAGCUCCAGGCGAUCCUGGCCGAGGCGCGGCGGCUCGGCUCGAAGUUCAACCGUGGGCAGGACUCCGUAGACAGGCAGCCAAGCUACGAGCUGCAGCUGGUGGACGACGGCCUGUGGAAGCCCGACGCCAUGGAGUUGCAGCAGAUCCUUGCCAGGCCGAUCGAGGAGCUCCUGGCGCGGGUCGCCAAGCUCAAAGGGGAGCAGGACCUGAUGGUGUACCAGUCCUGGAUUCGGCGCUACGCCCCUGGUGAGCGGCGCGACCACCCGCUGCAUUUUGAUCACCACGCAAAGGUCAGCGCGGUGUGUUCGCUGACCCCUCCCAAGGUGGACUCCGGCCUCUACGUGCAGCCUGGGGCGCAUGUGGACACCCGCCAGUUCUUGGACAUGCGCACCGCCGGCACAUUUGCCGUGCACGGCUGGGACCUUGCCCACGGCGUGGAAGUGAGAGGCGACGAGGAGCGCUUCUCGCUGAUACUGUUCCUGAAGCCCGCUGCAGACGUGGCCUCCGGCGGCACCAGCUGGUACAAGCCUCUGGCCGACGCUGGCAACGUACAGGCGUCAUACCGCUACGGCAUGGACUUGGAGGCGGCGCACGACGUCGCACAGGCCAAGGUGUACUACCGAAGGGCCGCGGACGGCGGCAGCUGGACCUCCAUGCACCGCCUCGGCAGCCUGCUGCUGCGCGAGGGGUGCCCCGAUGGCGCCAGGCCGCUGCUGGAGGACGCCGCGGCUGCGGGGUAUGCUGCGGCUCAGGUGGCGCUCGGGGACCUCGUCUCGGCGGCGCCGUGCCGCCACGGGGCAGCAGGGCCGCGGAGCUCUACGAGGCCGCGGCGCGGCAGCGCCACCCGGGCGGCCAGCACCGCGCGGCGCUGGUGCUGCUGCAGGCCGGGGACGACGCGGGCGGCGAGGAGCUGCUGGCGAGGGCCGCCGAGCCGCGGCUGGGCCGACGCGCAGGUCGCCCUGGCGCGCCGCGUGGCCGCGAGGGGGGCCGAGGGCAGGCAGGGCGCCUGGGCCUGGUGCGUUCACCGCCCACCAAGCCACCCCAGCCCACGGCCCCGAAGGCCUCCACGUGCCCUCCCUUUCCAGGGGGGGGGGGUCGGGGAACACUGGGGAAACUCCUCUGGAGCCCGUGCUGACCCCCAGCCCGGAAAUGGGGAUCUUCUGGUCAGGUCGGGGUGGUCUGGCAGGUAGUAAGGUACAGCAGGGCGGCCGAACAAGGCCACCCCGCGGCGUACAACCAGCUGGCGGUCAUGGCCGCCGAGGCCGGAGACAUGGCCGUGUCCCGCCAGAACCUGCAGGAGGCCGCGUGGCGCGGAAGCCGCCCGGCGAUGAACAAUUUGGCCCUCUACCUGGAGCGCGGCAUCGGUGGGGAGCAGGAUCUUGAUGCAGCCGCCCAGUGGAGGCACAAAGCGAGCCAGUCCUGAGUUGUGCCUGCUUCGCCCGAGACCGCUCUUUCAAUGCAAAGCGUGUUUGAUGCGGAAAACAGUUGAAGCAGGUUUAAUAGAGCAGCUCCCGAAGCAGGUCUCAGGCAUAGUUGUUGUAUCUACGAUUGCAUAUUGCAUUUCUCCUUUGCCCAUCCUCUGUUGGUCUC